CAACUUGACACUCCAUUUCAGAUUUAAAGAUUUCUGUCUUUUCCAUACCUAGAGGCUAGAAUGGAGGAUUCUAAUCCAAGCGAUGAUGACGGAUCCUCCUUAGAGAGUUGUGUAGUCAAGAAGGAGUAUAUCAAUCCAACGUUGAUAGACUCUGAUGUAGAGUGUAUCGAUCUAUCCGACGACGAUGAUUCUGAGAUUGGUGAAAAAACUGCUACAACUACAACAACUAGCAGUAGUCUUUACUCUGCUAGUUUAGACUCAGAGAGUUCCUCUGACUCUGAACCGGUCCUGAAAACUGGACAGAAAAGAUCUCGAAAACAUGUCGACUAUUCUGAGACAUUUAAAAAAACUAGGCCAGAAGACGGGACCUCGACACCAAAGAAGAAUACUGGAUCGAAGUGUCGAGUUUGCGGCCAGAACUUUAAUAACAUACUCGAUUAUUUUCCACCAGACUCAGCCUCUACUGAGGCUAAAAACUUAAAGAACCCUGACCUGACUAUCCCUGACUUGGAAGAACAGCAUUUUCUUCUCAAUAACUUCACUAUAUACGACAGUAAUCAUCAUCUUGUUUGUCUCUCCCUGGAGUCUCUCAGACAAAUGAAGGGAAAAUUCUUUUUUACUGGAGAAGUAUCUAAAGUAGGAGAUUACGAGUCGGAGGGAGUUAUGACUAUGUCGAAUAAGAUCUAUGCUCACUAUAUAAACCAUAGUCUGGGGUUCCAGAUUAUCCUGGAGACCCAGGUUGGAGAUGAGAAGGUUCUCUAUUCCUUGAAAAAUCCCAGCUCCGUAUACACAGCCAUCUAUUCAGAGUAUAGACGUGAAGCUCUUUUCGGCCAUAUCAUCAUAAAAAAAAUUGAAUCUGCUUUCAAUGAUGAGAAUCAGCUUGAGUUUGAGGAGUUGGUUGAGGAGAUUGCCGAGCUUACAGACUGGGAGGGAUCCAAGAUCGACCCUGUUUACAGCGUGGAUGAUUUUACUAACUAUGCUUCUCUGGUUGCAGAUCAUCUCGUCUCCUAUCAUAACGCAGAGGUGGAUGAUGAUGAUAAUCUUUCAUUUACUGAUAUCCCAGCAGCUAGACAUAUCCUUGAACAGGCAGGAUAUCAAGAUUUCAGUGGUAAGAAGGUUGAAUCUGGAGAAAGGACGAAAGGCAGGAUAACGAAGGAGCCGGUUAAAGAAGAACAUCAGCCCUUGUUUGCUACUAAACUAGUGUCGAGGCUGUUUGAAGAUAUCUUCAAAGAGGAGAUCCUCAUUAAUCCAGAACCCGGGGAGGUAGCAAGAAGAAGGUCGGUAGACAGCUCUGAAGACGAUGAAACCAGUAGCUUGACAGUUAAACCUGGUCCAUCCCUCAUGGUAAAGGAUGACAAAGUUUACUAUCAGUUCGCGGAGCUAUUAGACGAAGACGGAGAUCUUAAGUAUACAGUCUACCCUAGUUCCUUUAUACAAUUUGUGCUGAAGGGGGUUACAGCUGUAGGACAGGUCAUCGAUAUAUUCAAGAAAAACAAGGAGAUCUGGGUGCACACCCAGGCUCUAGAGGGGGACAAUACGCUCCUGGGGAACACCAGGAACUCCAAGGAACUCUUCAAGAUCAAGAUGUGCGAUGUAUUCGAAAUGAAUCUUAUUACCAAAAUAGUUGAUGUUCAUCACAGAACUAGUAAGGAUGGGUUGAAGCUGAGUAGAGAAGGAGUUUACUGGAGAUAUAUUCAUGAUCCAGUAUUUGGCAGAUUCGAAUAUCCUAACAACGAGGAGAUAAAUCCCACGUGUUAUUGUAAAUCUGCUUCGGAUCUUGGUCUCCCAGAUCUUCUUACGCUGCGGCAAGGAGGUCUUCAUCUUGAGAUAGGAGAUCUGAUCAUUAAGAUAAAUGACUUUAUUUAUCUCGAGGAUACAGCAAGGAAGCUGCUAAACUUGGAAUAUUUCUACGGUGAUGCUGUAGAACUCCCUGCAGUCGUGUACCGAACUAAAUCUGUAUAUCCGCGCAAGCAAAACACCUUCAAUCCUUUAAUCAUUGUUCAAGUCAGGGCAAUAGGAAAAGAGCGUAUUCAAAUCUGUGUUCUGUACAGACCUGAGAAUACAAAGAUGUCACAUGAAGAGUCGAGGCGAAAACCCAUAUCGGAACUUUAUGUUUCGACUGAAGAAAUUUGGAUUGAAAAGUCAAAGCUCCGCAAGAUCUUGAUCUUUACCUGUCAACCCAUUGUUGUAUACGGCAGCGACCAGGAGAAACUGGAGAGCUGGAGUUACCGAGAUCAACACCGGUUCUUCGUUAUGUCGAAAUAUAACAACAGAACAGGGAAGAUUUCUGAGUUGACGGAGAGCGAGGCAAGUAAGAAGAAGAUUCCUUUAAUAUUUCCUGAUCCUGUACCUACACCGUUCAAGCCACUACGUACCCUUGAUAUUUUCGCAGGAGCAGGAGGACUCUCUAAAGGUUACUUCAAGGGACAGUAAAGGAAAAAUGAAAGG
Molecule: messenger RNA, 2448 nt
Organism: Eurytemora carolleeae
Lineage: Eukaryota; Metazoa; Arthropoda; Copepoda; Calanoida; Temoridae
Product: DNA (cytosine-5)-methyltransferase 1
Exons: 24
Coding region: 61-2433 (790 amino acids)
Source: RefSeq, a predicted model, not a curated record